AAAAAUAUAUCUUUAGUCAUAAAAAAAAAAAACAUAAUUUAUGUAUGGGAAGCAAACCGUGAAUUAUAAUCUGCAUAGUGCAUUAGAUCUGAAAACGCGGGUAAGAAGAAGAAGAAGAAGGAAGAAGGAAUGGCUCGUGCAGGAGGCAUAACAAACGCAGUAAACGUGGGAAUCGCGGUUCAAGCCGAUUGGGAGAACCGCGAAUUCAUCUCUCACAUUUCUCUUAACGUUCGUCGCCUCUUCGACUUCCUUGUCCAAUUCGAGGCUACGACGAAGAGCAAGUUGGCGUCUUUGAAUGAGAAGCUGGAUGUGUUGGAGCGAAGGUUGGAGAUGCUUGAAGUUCAAGUGGGCAAUGCUUCGGCCAACCCUUCUCUUUUCGCUACAUGAUUUUGUGUUGUAAUACGGCUUCCCAGAAAACGGAAGCUCAGUUGGCAGAAUAUGAAUUUCUUCUUGUGAAUAGUAAUGGAUGAUAACGGUCUCCUGAGUUUGACAUUUUUCCAUAUACACCUUGAGGAAGGAAUAUUAUCAUUAUCCCUAAGAUAUUUCACAUUCUUAACAACAUUAUUUUUAAGACAUUGGGUAACAACUGGGCCUCACUUGUCUUUCUUCUGAAUGACUCAGAUUCUGCUCAGUCUCAUUUCUCUUACAAAAUCUCUUUUUCUUCCUCUUCUUUUGCUUGUUUUCAUUCUAGUUCUAGUUUGAGUGUUCUGAAAGAGACAUAACUCAAUAUGGAAGAAACAGUGUAGUUUAUGAAGCUGAAAAUGCCAAACUCUUGGUGAUUAGUUGUUCAACAUGAUUGUAUAGGUCAAAUUUUCCUUGGAGGGGAAAAAAUAUUGCCACUUUACUGUAAAUGCAGAACUCAUGCCAGCAUUUUAAUCAGAAAGCAAUUCUUAUGCGAACUUUUAGUAUUUCUACUGCUUAACACGGCAGAUAUGCUGUCACUAUAAUUUCAGAGCUUUUCU
Molecule: messenger RNA, 962 nt
Organism: Cajanus cajan (pigeon pea)
Lineage: Eukaryota; Viridiplantae; Streptophyta; Magnoliopsida; Fabales; Fabaceae
Gene: BRK1
Product: BRICK1
Biological process (GO): regulation of actin polymerization or depolymerization; actin filament organization; cell motility
Cellular component (GO): SCAR complex
Molecular function (GO): protein-containing complex binding
Source: RefSeq, a predicted model, not a curated record